AUGGGUCGACGACCAGCUCGUUGUUAUCGGUACUGCAAGAACAAGCCGUACCCGAAGUCGCGCUUCUGUCGAGGAGUGCCCGACGCGAAGAUCCGUAUCUUUGAUUUGGGCCGCAAGAAGGCCAGAGUGGAUGAGUUCCCGCUCUGCGUCCACCUGUUGUCCAACGAGUUCGAGCAGAUCUCGUCGGAAGCGCUGGAGGCCGGGAGGAUCUGCGCCAACAAGUAUUUGGUGAAGACGUGCGGCAAAGACGCGUUUCACGUGCGGAUCCGCGUUCACCCCUUCCACGUGUUGCGCAUCAAUAAGAUGUUGUCGUGCGCCGGAGCCGAUCGGCUCCAGACCGGCAUGAGAGGUGCUUUUGGUAAGCCGUUGGGAACCGUCGCCCGCGUAGACAUUGGACAGCCGUUGAUAUCGGUUCGCGCGAAGGAACAGCACAAAGACAAUGUCAUCGAAGCCCUCCGGAGGGCGAAGUUUAAAUUCCCCGGACGUCAGAAGAUCGCGGUCUCCAAGAAGUGGGGAUUCACUAAAUGGAGUCUUCAGGACUACGAAGUGAUGAGAGCCGAUGGACGCCUGCGACCCAACGGAACCACUUGUCACUACUUCCCCAAUAAGGGUCCGUUCAAUGUCUGGAUUAAGAAUCAAGAGAACCUCCGGUCGGCCGACUGA
This is a messenger RNA of Medioppia subpectinata, 663 nucleotides long. Lineage: Eukaryota; Metazoa; Arthropoda; Arachnida; Sarcoptiformes; Oppiidae. The record is from the annotation of a GenBank genome assembly.